Messenger RNA from Lates calcarifer (barramundi perch), 810 nucleotides. Its product is annotated as caprin-2. The transcript is spliced from 4 exons. The record is from RefSeq and is a predicted model, not a curated record. NCBI's taxonomy places the organism in Eukaryota, Metazoa, Chordata, Actinopteri, Centropomidae. Gene Ontology annotation, molecular function: protein binding. Bases 1 to 720 code for a protein of 239 amino acids.
AUGCGAGCUAUCGUUCUCCUGUGUCUGCUGGAGUCAGCGUUGGCCCAAGCCAAUGAUUAUUCCUGGGGCGGACCUGGCAAGACUUCGGAAAAUAGAGCUGUCGAUCCCGCCACAGAAAACUGUAUAUGUGUCUGUGUGUGUUCAGUGUGUCUUACGGACCAGGCAUCAUGUGGCUGCUGCCUGAUGCAGCAACAGAUACACAGGAUGAAGAUGUUUUUUAACAUGAGCCUAAAUGAGCUGGAGAAGGACCUUGAAAAGACAAAGACUGUCCUCAACAACGUCAGAGCCAGCCGAAGCGCCUUCUCCGUCGCCCUGACCGACAGCAACACCUUGAACUGCUUCGGCCCCUUCCGCGACGAUAAGCUCAUCGCCUACAAGCACGUCUUCAUCAACCUGGGAGACGGCUACAAUCUCGACACCGGUAUCUUCACCGUCCCCCGCUCCGGCGUCUACAGCCUCGCACUCACCGUCUACAGCGACGCCGGUUCGCCUGGCAACACCCUGGCUGCCUGUGCCAGUCUGAUGGUCAACAGCCAGGUGGUGGCGGGACCCAGAGAAAAGAACAUGCAAGACCAAGAGGACAGCGCCACCAUUGUCGUGGCGCUCCACCUGAAGGCCGGGGACCAGGUGGCGGUCAACUUGCCCAUUGGAUGUUUCCUCUGCGACGACAAAAGCCACUACAACACUUUCACUGGUUUCCUGCUGUAUGCUACUGACUAAGUUAGGGAGACGUAGCUGCUUUGGGUUUUGUACCAGUUGUUACUAUAUGUAUAAGGAUUAAAUCUGCUAGAAUGAAUCUUUCUGACCUAC